AGCACGCAACGGCUGGUUCAGUCCGCUAGCAGUAGAAUCCGUUGCCGAAGUUUCAGGCCAGUGCACCUAGCAACGGCGCAACGGUCACUGGCUGGUUUGGUCUGGUCAUUUUGCGUUGACAAAAUGCUUGCCCAGAUUUAA
Messenger RNA from Pyricularia pennisetigena, 141 nucleotides. RefSeq lists its product as uncharacterized. The record is from RefSeq and is a predicted model, not a curated record. The annotation marks the transcript as partial. The transcript has a single exon. Lineage: Eukaryota; Fungi; Ascomycota; Sordariomycetes; Magnaporthales; Pyriculariaceae.